UGCCCCCCCCCCAGGGUGUCUACUUCCUCUCGUUAUACUCAUACAACUUUAAACUCCUUCUCUUGUGUCUCUGCUCUAACUAUAAAAGGCUUCCCCUCAUCAUCAGGAGCCAGCACUGCAAAUAAAAUCAGAAUGAGACAGCCGACCAGCCUUUACUUCACGGUCCUCUUCCUCCUCCUCCUCUCCCUCUGCUGGGGUCAGAGGUCAAACCCAGACGGCGAGAGGCCUUCCUGCGAUCGCUGCAACCGGCAGCUCUCUUGUAACUGUUCCCACGGAGGAUUCACUCGUGUUCCCACGGUGACAGAUCGCGCCCUGACGCUUGAUCUCUCCUUCAACAACAUCACCGUGGUGACCGCUGAUGAUCUGAAGGGACACCUGAGACUGAGGACUCUGAGUCUCCACGGUAACAGAAUAGCUGUGAUCCAUCCGUCAGCGUUCGACUCUCUGUGGAGUCUGGAGGAGCUAGAUCUGUCCGACAACCAGCUGACUGCUCUCAAUCAUACAUGGUUCAGCAAGCUGGGAGCGCUACGGGAGCUCAACCUGCUCAACAACCCAUACAGCUGCCUGGGCUCUCCUCCAGUGUUUCAGAGUCUGUUCAGGCUGAGGAGGCUAAGGUUUGGAGGUCCUGCUCUGGAGGAGCUAAAGAGAGGAGAUCUGUUUGGAGUCACUCAGCUGGAGGAGCUUACUGUGAACGCCAACAACCUGAUGAGGUACGAGUCCGGUACUCUAGCAUACGUUUGGCCGUUGGGUUGUGUCACUUUGAGCCUCCACAGUCCAUUUCUAACAAACAUAUCCUUAGCCUCAGCUGUGCUCAGGGACGUGUCGUACCCCGAGACACCUCUCAUACUAGAGGACAUCCAUCUUAUUGGGAAUCUGUCUGUUCAGCCCUUCAGAGAGUCAGCCAGGAGGAGAAUCAGGAAAAUUACCUUCCACAACUUUAGGGUGUCUGAUGAGGCCAUUGUUAACCUACUGGAAGUGCUGGAUGGCGUGCCACUCACCGCCUUAAUCGUGGAUAAUGUCACGCUGACAGGCGAGGGCAGGUGGGCACGAGCCAGCUGGUCCGAUCAUAAAAGCGUAGACGAGUUCUUCGUACGAAACACUGUGGUGCUGGACGUCUUUAAGUUUGUCUCGUUUCUGGAGCUGGGGUUUCUGCUGAAGUACCCCAGGAAGGUGUCUGUCAUAAACUCUCAGGUGUUUGUGAUGCCCUGUGCAACGUCCCGACUGCUGGUGAGCCUACAGUACCUGGACCUGUCCGACAACCUGCUGACUGACAUGACUCUGGAGGAGUCGCUGUGCAAGGGAGACAGCUCGCUGAAGGACCUCCGAGUUUUAAACGUCAGCGGGAACUCUCUGAAGUCUCUGUCCGCAGUGAGCCAGCUGGUAACAAAGCUCUCCAAACUCACCCACCUGGACAUCAGCAGGAACGGAUACAUCUCCAUGCCUCCAGGCUGCUCCUGGCCCUCCACCCUGCGAUACCUCAACAUCUCUGGGGCUAAACUUGCAACCGUCACCCCGUGUCUUCCUGCAACUCUGGAGGUGUUGGAUCUGAGCAACAACAAUCUCAGAAGCUUCACCCUGGCCCUGCCCGCCCUGAGAGAGCUCCACCUCUCUGGGAACAAGAUACUGAGGCUGCCCCCUGGGCAGCUGUUCCCCAAUCUGCAAACACUGACAAUACAGUCAAACAUCUUGAACAUGUUCGCCCGUUCAGACCUCCAGUCGUACAGUCGACUGCAGGAACUCCAGGCGGGUCAGAACAAAUUCGUCUGCUCCUGUGACUUUGUCAGCUUCUUCCAGUCGGCCAUCAACGGAGGUGGAGACAUGCAUUUAACAGAUGGAGAGGAAAGCUACACCUGCGACUCUCCUUUUGAGCGGCAUGGGCAUCUGGUGGGUCAGGUCCACCCCUCUGUUGUUGAGUGCCACAGGGUUUUGUUUGUGUCCGUGAGCUGUGGGGUGGCGCUGUUUGUUGGGACCCUGCUGACUAUCGUGCUGUGGCGCCUCCAUGCGUUCUGGUACCUCAAGAUGAUGUGGGCAUGGCUAAGAGCCAAGCGUAGCUCCCGGCGACGACGGCAACGCAGAGAUGAGGAGGGUUCAGAAGGGUUGCUAUCCUAUGACGCCUUUGUGUCCUACAGUGAGAGAGACGCCAGCUGGGUGGAAAACUUCUUGGUACCUGAACUGGAGGAGCCAAGUGAGAACGAUGGAGACUCUGUGAACCCCAGACCCCCCCGGCCUCUGACCCUGUGCCUCCACAAGCGGGACUUCCUUCCUGGACACUGGAUUGUGGACAACAUCAUAAGCGCCAUGGAGCGCAGCCGGCGGACCAUCUUCAUCCUCUCUGAGAAUUUUGUCCAGUCUGACUGGUGCCGCUACGAGCUGGACUUCUCCCACUUUCAGCUUUUUGAUGAGAAUGCCGCCGGAGACGCGGCAAUCUUGAUCCUGCUGGAACCGCUGUCCAAGGACGACAUCCCCAAACGCUUCUGCAAACUGCGCAAACUCAUGAGCUCCACCACCUAUCUGGAGUGGCCUCAGGACGAGGAGAGGAGCGGGGAGUUCUGGAGGAGUCUCCGUAACGCUUUGAGAGGAGAUGACGAGGAGGAUGAAUGAGGGGGAAGACAAGGUGAGGGUGAGGAAGAGUCAACGCAAAAGGACAAGACAAAUGUGGAGUGAAGAAGAGAAAUAUUAAGGAGCAGGACUACUUGAACAGGAAAGAUUAGAAGCCAAGGACGGAGGAGAUGAGGUGUAAAAGAAGACUGUGGCGGAGGAGUAAACGAUGUAGAUGAAGAGAGGAAUGUUGAAGAUGAGAUGAACUUUUUUUGCCAAAGUGGGCUGAAAGACAAAAACUUGCAGGGUCACAGUAUACUUCAUAUAAAGCCUGUUUUGUUUUGUCUCACAUCUCGUCCUCACACACCUUUGCAACGUUGGAAUCGAGGGAGAGCGUAUCUGAAAAUUUCUGUAACUUUCUGAAACCGACAUUCUGACUUUCACACCCACUUCAUUCUGAAAUCACCGUUUUUUUUUCUCCUUUGUUUUCGUCAUCUGCAUUAAUCAGGACUUUUUGGUUUUUUACAACCUUCGAAGAUUCAAGGGUUUUAUCGUAUCAAGUGAUAUUUUGCAAGAGUUUGUCAGUUUGUUUAAUUAUAAUCCAAAAAUAAAGAGUGGUGAU
This is a messenger RNA of Epinephelus moara (kelp grouper), 3160 nucleotides long. Its product is annotated as toll-like receptor 2 type-2. NCBI's taxonomy places the organism in Eukaryota, Metazoa, Chordata, Actinopteri, Perciformes, Serranidae. The transcript is spliced from 12 exons. Bases 133 to 2601 code for a protein of 822 amino acids. Gene Ontology annotation, cellular component: membrane. Gene Ontology annotation, molecular function: protein binding; triacyl lipopeptide binding; transmembrane signaling receptor activity. The record is from RefSeq and is a predicted model, not a curated record. Gene Ontology annotation, biological process: toll-like receptor signaling pathway; inflammatory response; immune response.